AUGGCGGGCGGCUGCCAUGUGCCAGCACUUCUUGUGAGCCUGCUGUUCUGCGGGGAGGUGCUCUCUGAGGCAACGGGCGCAGCAGAGUGCGAGCAGAAUGACGCGGUGAAUCUGCUACAAGUACCUCAACAAGGGCUAGGUUUCCUGUUCUUGGACGCCUAUCCGAGCCAGUAUGUUGCCAGACGGCUCGCUGAUGGACAGUCUAUCACGAUCGAUGGCAACCUGAAUGAGUCUGUUUGGGAGGAGGUGCCAUUUACGACUACUGCUUUCAAAGAUAUUGCCCAACCUCUCUUUCCGGACUACCUGUUGCCAUCUCAGUUCGCUACUCACGUCAAAGUGCGAUGGGAUGCGGAGUACUUGUACGUUGGAGCAUUCGUGGGCGAACCCUGGGUCGAACACGGCUUCGUGCGCGGAUCCAACCCGAGCCUGACAAGUACGAACCCCAUCGGCAACAGCAAUGUUCCGUACUACGACAACGACUUCGAAGUAUUUAUCGAUGUUGCCGGCACAAACCACUGGUAUAAGGAGUUCGAAAUGAAUUUCAACAACGCGACCUAUGAUGUGCUGUGGCGUGUGCCAGAUAGUGGAUUGGGCUCAACCGGAGUGCCGUGCUGUUCGAUCACCGACUCUGCGUGCGAGAGGUACUGCCAGAAUUCAUCCUGGCCACCCUUCGGUGGGACAUGGUCGAUGUAUCCAAACAUGAGAACAGCUACCGCCAGGGCGGAGGGCUGGGCUACAAAGGGAUGGACGGUGGAGAUCGCCUUCCCUCUGCAUCCUGCCGAUGGCAUUGGUGGGCUCCUCUCGGCAGGCCAAGGUACCUCAUUGGCUGAGAGGUUUGAUCCGAAUGCUGGUGCGAAAUAUUGGUCUGUGGACUUCUCGCGUGCAGAACACCCUUUCUUCACGUCAAACUCCUCCCUCUUUGGACAGCUCUGUCCGUCGAUCCAGAAGGAUCAGCCUACUCUACUGGGAGCAGACCAAUGGAGUUGUUACUGGGAAUGGGUCUGGCAGCCUGUGGGUGGCCAUCGCUACAUGCACAAUCCGGACACAUUUGGGUUCAUACAGUUCGCUGAACCGGAGGGCGAAGACCUCUGCGGCAACAUUGAGUGGCCUGCACGAUACGUCCUGGCUCAAGUUUACCAGGCUGAAAUUGCCUAUGCGAAAUCCACAGGUACCUACACUAGCAGCAUCUGGACUCUGCUCAAGGGAUCUUUCUGCACUCCGGAGAACGGCUGCUCGGUGUCCGUCCUUCGGAAGGUCGUGACCAUCUACGCACGCUACUUCAAUCUCAAGGUCUUUGUCGACAAUUCAGCGACGUCCUGCGUGAGAUAUGCUACAAAUAAGACUGCUGCCAACUACACCGGUGGGCCGUGCUUCAAUGCUUCUGUGGAUGUGCGGCUGCCAUCCUGCACCGAAGUCCGCUCGCGGAUACGAGGCUCAAUCCGUGAAGACCGCUUUCUUGAUGUGCAUGUCUCUGGCACGCCGACACGGGAGUGCCUCCAACUCAGGAGUGAGGUUUAA
Messenger RNA from Symbiodinium sp. CCMP2592, 1518 nucleotides. NCBI's taxonomy places the organism in Eukaryota, Dinophyceae, Suessiales, Symbiodiniaceae. The record is from the annotation of a GenBank genome assembly.